AUGUCUGAUACCACAACCUAUGAUACCGAUUCUGAAAACGAAUAUAUAAGAAGAUUUUCUAGGAAGCCCGAGGCUUCGGUUGAUGCCUUUGUUUUACAACAAAACAGAAAGUUUGACGACUUGAUCCAGAAGAAUUUACUGGUAUAUGAGAAGGAGCAAAAGGAACAAGAAGCCAUGACUGCAGCUGCCGAGACUAUCAUCGAGGGGAAGACUACCGAUGAGGACAUGUCAGGUAUUUUCAGUCGGAUCAAUAAAGUGGAAGAAUAUCUAUUGAGCCGAGUUGUUGAUAUAUCUGUAUCUCGAUUUGUGGGAAAUGUGCCACCAGGAUUACAACGUACGCUUAAGAGUGUCAAUCCCAGUUGGCUCUUUGGAAGAUGGAAUAGCUUGGGUCCACAGAAAGAAAAAAUAGGUACUGAUUUAUCACCCCUUAAAGAAGCAUAUAGUAGUGAAGAAUCUGAGGAGAACAAUGAAGAAAUGAAACUAUUGGCUGAAGAAGAGAAACGACGCAUCCAGCUUUUUCUCUUAUCAUUGGACGAUGACACCAAACAGCUAAUGUUUAAUCAGUUAAGUUCGCAAAUGGACAAUUAUGUUGUGAUGCCGGCAGAGGAAUAUGAGAAAUCAUUGAAAGGAAUAACUGGAGGUGAUAGAAUGUUCAUCCAGGGAAGCGGGAAAUCACAUUUUCUUGAUAAAUUUGAACAAGUGACAAUUCUAUCGAUUAAGAUCUUUUUCGUUAUGUUGAAACUUUCUAUACCAAUGGCUAAAUAUUUCUAUACCAAGUUUUUGUCCAACGAGUACUUUUUGUUAAAUUACGACAAUUUCAAUCGUUUCAUUCAGUUUAUGAUUAACUUGUUGAAUUCAUUAGAGAACGAGUUACUGAAUAAUGAAAAAUUGGCUCAAUUUCAAAGAUCAAUGGAUAAUUUGAAUGAACAAGAACAACGUCGCUUGUUUUUUCUACAAGAACGUGAACAGCUUCAAAGACAAUUUGAAGGUCAAUCAAUGAAUGCCGAAGGCGACUCUGGAAUUUUAUUAAUGCCUGAAGAGGCGAAUAAUUCCACAUGGGGAUCAAAAGGAAAGUUAAUCUCGUCAUUUGUAACAUCUGUUAACUCUAAUGGUGCUGCAAAUAAUAGCCCUUCAACCCCAUCUUCUAAUGACAUUACAAGGUUUGAGGAAAUCGAUAUGCUUGAAUCAUCUACAAGUCCUGCCACUAAUUUCGACUUACAAGAUCCCAAGUAUAUCAAAUAUUUUUCACCUUCAAAAAGACUAGUAAACUUGGGCUACGUUCCUGAAGUACAAGUGAAUAACUAUGGUGUCAGUCGCACUAGUUCUCAAAGCAAAGGCUUACUGGGCUCUGAGGCCGAUGAUGAGAAAUAUGAUGAUAAAGGACAUAUCAGUGUCUUAGAUGCGGCUGAAAUGUUUGCUGAACAAUUAUAA
Molecule: messenger RNA, 1431 nt
Organism: Lizanozyma spartinae
Lineage: Eukaryota; Fungi; Ascomycota; Pichiomycetes; Serinales; Debaryomycetaceae
Exons: 1
Coding region: 1-1431 (476 amino acids)
Source: RefSeq, a predicted model, not a curated record